CAGGGAGCCUCCCCAGCCUCCGGAGGAACAGCCACAAUAGCCACCUCUGAACACCAGGAGCAACUGCCUCUGAACUAGGUGGAGCCAUUGGUCAAGGACCAUCUUAGAGAUGCUGGUGUCACAUGUUUUCCUUCUAACCCUCUCCCUCUCUGUGCCUUCACUUGGGCAAUAUGAGCACUGGCCGUAUUACCCAGAAUAUCAAGGGCCCCCAGAACCCCCACCAACUCAGCCCAAAAUUGUGCCACAGAUCCAUGUCAGGCUGGCAGGGGAGAAGCGAAAGCACAAUGAGGGGCGAGUGGAGGUUUAUUAUGAAGGAGAGUGGGGCACAGUCUGUGAUGAUGACUUCUCCAUGUAUGCUGCCCAUAUAGUCUGUAGAGAGUUGGGCUACCAAGAAGCAGUGUCAUGGUCACCAAGCUCCAAGUAUGGAAAAGGAGAAGGACGUAUUUGGCUGGAUAAUGUGAAUUGCAAUGGAAGAGAGAGAAGCAUUGCCUCCUGUAGCUCUAAUGGAUGGGGUGUGACAGACUGCAAGCACAGUGAGGAUGUUGGGGUACAGUGUAGCGACCGGAGGAUCCCUGGAUUUAAAGUCAGCAAUGAGCUGCCGGGACAUCUGGAGGGGCUGAAUAUUCAAGUAGAAGAUGUGCGAAUCCGCCCUAUUUUGUCUGCCUAUCGUAAGCGUGUGCCAGUGACGGAAGGGUUUGUGGAAGUAAAAGUGCAAGGCAGCUGGAGACAGGUGUGCAAUACUCAGUGGAGCAGCAGGAACAGCCGAGUGGUGUGUGGCAUGUUUGGCUUCCCUUCAGAAAAGAAAUACAACACCAAGGUGUACAAGAUGUUUUCAUCCCGUCGGAAGCACACUUACUGGCAAUUCUCUGCAAACUGCACAGGAAACGAGCCCCAUCUUUCUUCCUGCAAGGUGGGGGGUGUCAUUUCACCCGAUCCCAAAACCAAUCAGACGUGCAGUGAUGGUGCCCCUGCCGUGGUCAGCUGUACCCCUGGACGGGCAUUUGCCCCCAGUCCCGGCACAGGCUUCAGGAAAGCAUUCCGACAAGAGCAGCCACUAGUACGCCUAAGGGGCGGAGCAAACGUUGGAGAAGGGCGCGUGGAGGUUCUGAAGAAUGGAGAAUGGGGAACAGUCUGUGAUGAUAAGUGGAACUUGGUCACCGCCAGCGUGAUCUGCAGGGAACUCGGGUUCGGUAGUGCCAAGGAAGCUCUUGUAGGAGCACAGUUGGGCCAAGGAAUGGGCCAAAUCCAUAUGAGUGAGAUCCAGUGCAAUGGCUUUGAGAAGUCACUAACAGACUGUAAAUUCAACAUCCACUCACAAGGCUGCAAUCAUGAGGAGGACGCUGCUGUGAGGUGCAACGUACCGGCCAUGGGCUUUGAAAACCAGGUACGUCUGAGUGGAGGACGUCAUCCAACUGAGGGACGAGUGGAGGUUCUGAUGGAACGGAAUGGAACCCUGCGCUGGGGAACGGUGUGCAGUGAGACCUGGGGCACGAUGGAAGCCAUGAUUGUUUGCCGCCAACUGGGACUGGGAUUUGCUAGCCACGCAUUCCAGGAGACCUGGUACUGGCAAGGAGAUAUCAAUGCCGAUGAUGUUGUCAUGAGUGGAGUGAAAUGCUCAGGUACAGAGAUGUCUCUGGCACAUUGCCGGCAUGAUGGUGCCAACGUCAAUUGCCCCCGAGGAGGAGGACGCUUUGCUGCUGGAGUAUCUUGUGUGGAGACUGCCCCAGAUCUUGUGCUAAAUGCCGCCCUGGUGGAGCAAACCACAUAUCUAGAGGACCGGCCAAUGUUCAUGCUGCAGUGUGCCCAUGAGGAGCAGUGUCUGGCCUCCUCAGCUGAUCGCACCAGUCCUACUACUGGUUACCGCCGCCUCCUGCGCUUCAGCUCCCAGAUUCACAACAAUGGUCAGGCCGACUUCCGCCCCAAGACUGGCCGACAUGCCUGGAUAUGGCACGACUGUCACCGCCAUUACCACAGCAUGGAAGUUUUCACCCACUACGAUCUGCUGACUCUGAACGGGACCAAAGUUGCAGAGGGACAUAAGGCCAGCUUCUGCCUAGAGGAUUCCGAGUGUGAAGCAGAUAUCCAGAAGCAGUAUGUCUGUGCAAAUUUUGGGGAGCAAGGGAUCACAGUGGGCUGCUGGGACCUUUACAGACACGAUAUUGACUGUCAGUGGGUUGAUAUCACAGACGUUGCGCCAGGCGAUUACUUUUUCCAGAUUAUCAUUAAUCCAAACCAGGAGGUGGCAGAGUCCGACUAUACUAAUAACAUCAUGAAGUGCCGCUGUCGGUAUGACGGACAACGAAUCUGGAUGUACAACUGUCAUAUAGGUGGAUCGUACAGCACAGAAACCGAGGAGAAAUUUGAACAUUUUAGUGGGCUCCUCAAUAACCAGCUCUCCACUCGGUAGACCGAGAUUCCUUGCAAUGGGACAAUGGCUUCUAUAAUUAUACAGAGGGAGCACCACCUAACCCCAAAGCCAGAGGGGCUUGAUAGAAUCAUGAGCUCCUGCUAGACCUUCCAUAACCAUCUGACAAUAGUGUUGGCUCCAGCGAGUAUAUUAUGCAUUAUACAUUCCAUCCCACUUAUUUCUGUGUCAUUGCUCGGGACUGUUUAUGUAGCACAUUAUUCACAUGUAAUCACGGGACCUCUCCAGCCGUGUGAUGUAGAUCAGGCGUGUCUGGAUUCCUCGGGAAUGUGGGAGACAUUUAUUCAGGGCUUCUGUGACAUAAUCCUUGGUCUGUCCUAACUUUGCCGUAUCACAAUAUGUAUGAAAGAUAAGAAUUGAGCCAAAUGUAUAUCAUGUGAAUGGCAGUCCUUGAGUGUGGGUGUUGUAGGGUGAAACUAAAUUCAGCAGGACUCUCAGCUUUGCUUGUUGAAAGGUACAGUAUGUUAAUCUGUUCCUUUGUAAAAUAAGUGGUGCAGCACCCCCCCCCCCCCCCCGUAUCCCUGGUCCUGCGUCGGCCUUAAAUUGGUGCUACCACAACACGACUGCUGCUACCCACUUGUUAUAUUGGUGCUAUUAAACCUGGGAGUAUGCCUACAAGCA
Molecule: messenger RNA, 3046 nt
Organism: Xenopus laevis (African clawed frog)
Lineage: Eukaryota; Metazoa; Chordata; Amphibia; Anura; Pipidae
Gene: loxl2.L
Product: lysyl oxidase like 2 L homeolog
Biological process (GO): collagen fibril organization
Cellular component (GO): nucleus; chromosome; membrane
Molecular function (GO): protein-lysine 6-oxidase activity; copper ion binding; oxidoreductase activity, acting on the CH-NH2 group of donors, oxygen as acceptor
Source: RefSeq, marked provisional